Molecule: messenger RNA, 654 nt
Organism: Lethenteron reissneri (Far Eastern brook lamprey)
Lineage: Eukaryota; Metazoa; Chordata; Hyperoartia; Petromyzontiformes; Petromyzontidae
Product: ras-interacting protein RIP3-like
Source: RefSeq, a predicted model, not a curated record
CCACAGCAAACACAGCAGCAGCAGCCACAGCAAACACAGCAGCAGCAGCAGUCACAGCAAACACAGCAGCAGCAGUCACAGCAAACACAGCAGCAGUCACAGCAAACACAGCAGCAGCAGUCACAACAAACACAGCAGCAGCAGGUCACAGCAAACACAGCAGCAGCAGCGGCCACAGCAAACACAGCAGCAGCAGCACACAGCAAACACAGCAGCGGCAGCCACAGCAAACACAGCAGCAGCAGCAGCAGCCACAGGAAACACAGCAGCAGCAGCCACAGCAAACACAGCAGCAGCAGCAGUCACAGCAAACACAGCAGCAGCAGUCACAGCAAACACAGCAGCAGCAGCCACAGCAAACACAGCAGGCAGCCACAGCAAACACAGCAGCAGCAGUCACAGCAAACACAGCAGCAGCAAUCACAGCAAACACAGCAGCAACAGUCACAGCAAACACAGCAGCAACAGCAGCCACAGCAAACACAGCAGCAGCAGCAAACACAGCAGCAGCAGCCACAGCAAACACAGCAGCAGCAGCCACAGCAAACACAGCAGCAGCAGUCACAGCAAACACAGCAGCAGCAGUCACAGCAAACACAGCAGCAGCAGCAAUCACAGCAAACACAGCAGCAGCAGUCACAGCAAACACAGCAG